UCUUUUCUAUGUCCAGUCUUCUCUCUUAUUAAUUUCUUUUCUAUUUCUUUGUCUGCUUCGUGUUUUUAACCAUCCCCUCCCUAUCAAUUCCUGUUUACCUUCCUCAUUCUAUGUUUAUAUUUCUCUCUCUUUUACUCCUGCACUUGUAAAACUUUGCUUCUUCGACAUUCAACUUCCUUUACCCCUUAAUAUCUUCCCAAACCAGAGCCUCCUAUUUCACAUCUCUUUCUCUUCCUUGGUUACCAUUAACCAACACCUACCCCGACUUUCAACCAAAGAAAUGACACACAACCACAUGUAGACGAAGAGAGCAGAGGUGAACUUAGUGAUAGCAGCAGCAGCAGCGGGGCGAAUACAGAGCCAACGAGAGAGUGAAAGAGAGGAAAGUACCCUCAAUGUACAUGUUGGUCUCAUUCAUAGCUUAUACUGCUGUCAGCUUUUAACUCUGCCUAAUGUCUUUAUACUAUUUAACCGACCCAGACUUUCACCCAACUUGCUCCUGGAUAUACUUUAUUAUUAUAUUUAAUUCGAUUUUAUUGAGCUGCUGUGUUUAUUUGACGUUGUGUUCUUCUGCGAGUAUUCGGAAUGGUUAUCCACUUCGAUUGCACGUCUGAAAAAUGGAAACGGUAACCAUGCCACCACCCAGUCGUCAGAGAGCUAGGGCUGUUGCUUGAACAUCAGUGACCCUGGUGUCAUGGAUACGCUGUUUUUAUGUCCAUUAUCAAGUACUAGUCCAGAAUAUUCCAAAGAUGUCUUGUCAGAAGCUUCAAAGAUCACCUGAAGAAUGUGUUCCUUGGUUGUUAACGACUCGAAGUAUGUUGAUACUACUUACAGGCAUAAUGCUGUUAAAUACGCUUGGGUUGAGUCUGGAGAAUUCUUGUCAAGUUCUUGGCAAGGAGAACCAGUAUCAGGCCAACUGUUGCAAAUUAAAUUUCACUCAUGUUCCCUAUAAUUUGUUAAAAAGCAUACGUAGUCUAUAUUUGGAUCACAAUCGUAUCGCUCUCACCGAAGAAAGCUACUAUUUCACUGUCUAUGAAGACCUGAAAGUCCUCUCACUUGUAAAUAAUUCCAUUAAAUUCAUUCACGCCAAAUCUUUCUUUCGCCUAAAACUGGAAGUUCUAGAACUUUCUGGAAAUUUACUCAGAAAUGUUCCAGUUAACGCUUUACGUGGGCAAAGCUUUCUUCGGAAUUUGUCUCUAGAAAACAACCGAAUCGAUUACAUAACAGAGACGGAUUUUCAGACUCUUGAAAGCCUAAUUGAGCUGAAACUGUCAGGAAAUUACAUCAAAUCCAUAGAUGGAACGUCUUUCACAGAUUUAAAGAAUUUGUACAAUUUAGAACUUCAUCAGAAUUCCCUACAAACUUUACCCUAUAACUUAUUUCAGAGCUGUAAUGAAAGUUUACAAAUAAUUACCUUGUCCCAAAACUCCUGGUACUGUGACUGUCAUCUCCGAUGGUUAUCAGAAUAUUUCCUAAUUAAAAAUUGGACUUCAGCAUCAACUGGAAUGCACUGUAAAAUACCACUGUCCCUCCAAAGUAAGAAGUUCCUGUCUAUUCCUUGGGAAUUGUUUGCUUGUCCUCUUGUGAUGGAUUCCAGUAGUACCAAAAUGUUUAUAAAAAAUAACGACAACAUUUCACUGAUCUGCAGAGUACAAUCAAAUCCACCCGCCAGAAUAUCAUGGUGGUUUAACAACAAACUAAUCGAUGAUUUUGAAUAUUAUACCAUAACCCACUCUGUUGGUAUCAAUGGCAUGAGUGUUCUUCAAGUCAAUAACUUUGAUUUUGGUGAUAUGGGUUCCUAUAAAUGUACCGCCCAAAACUCUGUCUCCAAUAGUUCGGUUACUUACACACUGGUCAUUGAAGGUUUCAGUCUGUACAAAGAGAAAGCAUUGAAGUCUUCUGAAACUGUCGAACAACCCAGUUCGGUACAUUCGGCCGUUAUUAGUGUGUGUGUCGUAGGUGGUUUGAUAUCGCUGUGUAUUAUAACAGUUCUAGUGUUCUACUACUGGAAGCGCUUCACCAGACUCCAAGAACAGAAGCAGGAAGAAAUAAAAUUAAAGAUCAAAAACCAUUUUGAAUCUAGUAGAAACUACAAGCCUGAUUCUGAGAAUAACAAGAGCCCCAUGAGUGAACAAGGGAAAAACGAAGAAACUGAACCCUUGUAUGAUGCAGUGAAACCUGUCCUGCAACCUCAACAAGAAACACAACUUUCUGAUAUUAUUGCAAAUAAUAAACAAGUCUACACUGACUUGCAGGAGGUUGAGGCCUAUUCUCCGAGCACGCUCAUGACAACAUUAGAUUCCGAUAACACUGGAGUAUUUUGGACAGGUUCAUCUCGGAAUGACUGUUCUUCCAACCCAUCAGACCUAGCUUGUCCCCUUCUGGAAACUUCAGGUUAUAUUUCUUAUCCAAAUGAAUGGGAAAUUAAUGGCGAGGUGUUUCUCACCCCAUACCCUUCUCCGCAUCCGAGAUAUGUGGAAAACUAUCCUCGUUCUGUUCCUUCUUUGCCUCCUUACUAUACACAUUCAUUCCAUAACCAUCAUCCUCCAUAUCACAGCAACACUUCCUCAAUGCCAAUGGGAUCUUGUGACUGGCCAUUUUCCACAAUGCCUUACCCAGGAAAAUACGAAGACUACAACAGAAGCGCAUCGGUUGGCAGCGUAGGCUCUGAGCCAAUCCCUCCCAAGAAACCGCCACGAUUGCACAGCUAUUCUAGCACUACGAGUGACAGAAGAAAGUUUUCUCUGCCAAAACCUGGCUCUGUUGAUGAGUUUGGGACAGCAGUCUGAGACCUUGUAAUGGAUAUAUUUCUCGUGUUAUAAUUUCUACUAAUUGGAGCAUUUAACAGAAGAGACAAGUGGAUUCUGUCAUUUCCCCCCCCCUCUUCUUGGUCAAACUUGAUCAACAGUUAUGGGUCACUUUAAGGUGAUUUGCGUUCCAGGAGUUAUGUUAAUUUGUUGAAAAUUUUGUCAAUGGAUUCUGACCUAAAUUUUCAGUCCAGUCUGAUAAUAAGACAUGACAUGUGCCUUCUUCUUCUUAUUAUUAUUAUUUUUCUUCCUCCUAAUUUCUUUUCCACAUUCUUGACUGUUUUUUUUUUGUCUUCAGAAAUGAACAGUUUAGCAAUGGAACGUUCCAGUUUUUGAAAGAUUUAUAUUGUGCUUUCCAUGCUGUAUACACAGACAUGUAUAUAAAACAUACACACAUAUACACAUAUAUGUAUAAAACAUAUGGUUAUACACAUAUAUCUUAAACAUUCAGACAAACAUACAUGUAAACACGUAAAACAUGUAUAUACAUUCACAUACAUUUCCAUAUAUAUAUAUAUAAACACACAGAUACAUAUACACCCCACCUCACAUAUAUAUGUGUGUAUUUACAUACACAGAUGCCAAUACACUAACAUGUGUACACACACACACACACACACACACACACACAUGCAUAUUCACAUAAACACAUUACUGCAUCAACAUAAACACUCUUGCAUACACACAUACACAUUAAGGAACAAAAUAAAUCUACGCUACUUAUUUAUCAUGAUAAUGAGGAUGAGUGGAUGUCAGUGUCGCUUAACAAUGUUACCUGAACAGGUGAAGUGACUGGCAGACAGACAUUUAUAUCUUAACAAGUUUAUCUGGGCAUGUGCUCUCUUCAUGCCCUGCAUAUUUUGGCUGCUAUUCAAGAGAUGAAAGGUUUAAUUCUCAACCAAACUUGGCUUUACACUUCUGUGCGUAUGUGUAUAUUUGAUUGGUAAGGUGAGUGUGUUUGUGUGGUGUGUCUGAUAUCUAGUAUGGUUGUGUGUGUGUGUGUAUGUGUGUUUGCAUGUGUGUGUAUGUAUGUGUUUGCAUGGCUUUGUGUGUGUGUGUGUGUGUGUGUGUGUGUGUGUGUGUGUGUGUGUGUGUUAAUGCACUUCAAUGUAAACAUGUUUGUAUUACGUGUUCACGCAAUCACACACAUACACACUCUUAGUCUAACCUAUCUAACCUCAUCUCCCCUCUCCCAACAUGUCCCCUGUACAAUAGUCCUCCAGUAUGUCUGUGCAGCCCAAGGAAUCCCUACCCCUCCCUAAUUCCCCUCUGUCUCC
Messenger RNA from Octopus bimaculoides (California two-spot octopus), 4084 nucleotides. RefSeq lists its product as uncharacterized. NCBI's taxonomy places the organism in Eukaryota, Metazoa, Mollusca, Cephalopoda, Octopoda, Octopodidae. Gene Ontology annotation, molecular function: protein binding. The record is from RefSeq and is a predicted model, not a curated record.